Rana temporaria (common frog) is the source of this 1295-nucleotide messenger RNA. Its product is annotated as leukocyte elastase inhibitor-like. Gene Ontology annotation, biological process: negative regulation of endopeptidase activity. Gene Ontology annotation, molecular function: serine-type endopeptidase inhibitor activity. The record is from RefSeq and is a predicted model, not a curated record. Bases 120 to 1262 code for a protein of 380 amino acids. The transcript has 7 exons. NCBI's taxonomy places the organism in Eukaryota, Metazoa, Chordata, Amphibia, Anura, Ranidae.
CUUGUUAGUUUCACAAUCAGUGGGAAAAAGCUGCAGCAACAUCCCGUCACCGCCCAGCUCUGUGAAAUAUACAGCUGAAAGCUUUUCAGAAGCCUGGAAAAAAUACAAAGGGAACCAAAAUGGAUGCACUGACUUCUGCGAACACUACCUUUUCACUUGAUUUAUUCAGAAAAUUAAGUGAAUGUAACCCCACAGGGAAUAUUUUCUUCUCUCCAUUAAGUAUCUCAGCUGCAUUGGCCAUGAUUUCCAUAGGAGCUAAAGGUAAAACAGCCGAACAAGUAUUAAAGGUUUUACAUUUUGACGCUGUAAAAGAUGUCCAUUCCAAUUUCCAAACACUGAAUGCUCAGAUUAAUAAGAAAUCUGGUUCUUCAUAUACACUGAAUCUUGCUAACAGACUAUUUGGUGAAAAGACAUUUGACUUCUUACCUGGAUUUUUAUCUUCGCUGCAAAAUCUGUAUGAGGCAAAACUAGGCACCGUUGACUUCUUAACUGCAUAUGAAGCUGCUAGAAAAGAAAUCAAUGCUUGGGUUUCAGAACAAACAAAAGGAAAGAUUCCAGAACUGUUAACUGAAGGAAGCGUGGAUGCAACAACCAAAUUAGUGCUAGUGAAUGCUUUAUAUUUCAAAGGUGACUGGGCUGAAAAAUUUAAUGUUGAACAAACAACUGAAGCUCCAUUCAGGCUAAGCAAGAAUGAGCAGAAGACAGUAAAAAUGAUGUAUCAGAAGAAAAAGCUUCCCUUCAACUAUGUCCCAGAAAUUAACAGUCGUAUCCUAGAGCUUUCAUAUAUGAAUAAUGAACUCAGUAUGAUUAUUAUGUUGCCUGACAGCAUUGAUGAUGAUACCACUGGGUUACAGAAGCUUGAAAGGGAGCUGACUGUUGAAAAGUUCCAGGAGUGGACACAACCAGAACAUAUGAAUCAUAUUGAUGUCCAUGUACACCUGCCAAAGUUCAAGCUGGACGAUAGUUACAAGUUGAAACCGAUAUUAUCUACACUAGGAAUGGUGGAUAUCUUUAAUGCAGGUAGUGCAGACCUCUCAGGAAUGUCAGGAUCCCCAAAUCUUUUCCUGUCUGAGGUUGUCCACAAGACAUUUGUGGAGGUGAAUGAAGAAGGCACAGAGGCAGCUGCUGCUACUGCUGGCAUGAUCAUGUUGAUGUGCCUGCUACCCGAAGAGGAAUUCAAAGCUGAUCACCCCUUUCUCUUCUUUAUCCGUCAUAAUAUUACUAGGAACAUACUUUUUGCUGGCAGAUAUUCUUCACCUUAAAAUUGCAAUUAAAAUUGUUAAGUAGCUUCUGUU